AUGAACACUGCUGGUCACGGUUCUGCCAACCUGGGCCAGGACGCUACCAUGGUACAGAGUAACGGAGCUGGGUAUUCCAGCGACCACUGGGCGAGCAUCAGUCCGUAUAGCCAGAGCCCUUAUGGAAACAGUCCUCUGAAUGAAUAUGGCGCCACCUUUGGCGGAUUUAUAUCUCACGGGUUGCCAUCAGAAUCACUCAACAGGAUGCCUCCGCCCAUUCAACCGUCCAUUCCUCCGCCCUCGACCCAUCAACUAAUCCAGCCUGCGCCGCUAAUGGGGAGCUACUCUGCACCUCCGUUGUCCAUCGCGCCGGCGUCCAGCCUGCCCCCAGUUGACCCGUCGCCGAGGCCCCCUGUGCACCAUGAGAAAGCAAGAAAGACUUUGAGCGCAGAGCAGAAACGGGCCAUGUGCCAGUAUCACGAGGACAACCCGGGCACAAGGCAGGCAGACAUCGGCGCAAAAUUUGGUGUUGAAAGAAGCACUGUAUCCAAGGUGUUGAGGCACAAGGAUCAGUACCUUAAGCAAGAUCCGGAGCCAGAUAGCUCAGCACUUAAGCGUUUGAAGGGGAAGCAUCCAGAUUUUGAUCGAACGCUCAGUAACUAUGUCCGUCGACAACAACAACGAGGAUUUGAAGUCAAAGAUGAGGAGAUAAUCGAACAAGCAAGGCUCUUUGCUCGAGCUAGCGGCAGCCAAGACAGAGGGCUGACUAACAUUAACAGCAACUGGCUUCUCAAAUUCAAGCAAAAGCACGCUAUUCCCCGUUUCACAGGAGAUAAAACAAAUCCUACCGUCUCUCCUGUUUCUCCAACUCAACAACUCUCCCCUUUGUCUGCCAGCCGCAGCGACGAGGACUUGCAAGCUGAAGCCCAUGAUUUCAGUUUUCGAUACGGACAUGCUGGGUCACACUCCUCUACAUCGUUGGCCAGUGAUUUGAGGGACCCAAGUGUUUCGUUUCCCGGUGAUACGAUAAGCCCAACAGCGCCCUUUCACUUCUCACCUGACCCCAACAUUGGAGCGUUUCAAAAUAGUUUACACAUACAACCGGCCGCCCCUGAUUUUCAACAACAUCGCGGAAAGAGAAGCAACACAUUCCCUUCUCUUAACAUCGAUUGUGUGAACCAGGAUAUAAGUGCGGGUCCACUCACCCCUCGACACCCAUCUGCCGUCACGUCAGCUUCAACACUUGAAUCACCAACAAAUGACAUCCGAAACACUCCCUUCACGCUUGAUUCAACAGUAUCAUCGCCGCCGGCUUUACGCCGCAGCAGCAGCAAUUCGAGUAUUGCUGCGCGGUCAAACAACCCUUCCACAAACACUAGCUCUGUAUCCUCGACUACUGCUGACUCUUCGCCAACAUCUCCGACCCCUGAGGAUGCUAGACGUGCCGCGGAAACGCUGCUAAACUACCUGCACAGCAUGACACCAAAUGGGCCAUUUGACAAAAGCGACUACGCCACCAUUGUUCAACUUACAAAGAAGCUACAAUUACAUCAACACCAAACUACUCGUCCUUCUAUAGGAGGGCUAUCGAGGAUCCCCGAAGGUGAUGACGGGGAAAUUCAGUCGUUAACUGAGACAUCGAUGGUGGAGAUAUGA
Molecule: messenger RNA, 1596 nt
Organism: Trichoderma breve
Lineage: Eukaryota; Fungi; Ascomycota; Sordariomycetes; Hypocreales; Hypocreaceae
Product: tc5 transposase DNA-binding domain-containing protein
Exons: 4
Coding region: 1-1596 (531 amino acids)
Cellular component (GO): nucleus
Molecular function (GO): DNA binding
Source: RefSeq, a predicted model, not a curated record